CGCCCCCUGCCGCCUCUCCCGAGCCUGGAGACUGCCCCAAAGCAGACCCCGGCCGGGUUGGGCCGGCCCCUCAGGAUGGGCGGGCGGGCGGAGCGCGCAGAGAACACCGCCCUCGGCCCGCCCGCCGGGGAGGGUACAAGAGCGGGAGGCUGCGCUCCCGGCGUCCGCCCGGGGCCCGCCGUACACUGCACUCGGCCGACCGGGCUGCGGGACAGGUCCGGUUCCGGAGCGGGCUCUGCGGACCAGGAGCCAAGUGCUGCCCGGAGCCCGAGCCUCAGCGGGAGACGAGGCGGUGCGCCGAGAUGGCGGCCGCGGCGGCAACGGCGGCAGAGGAAGGGAUGCAGCCGCGGGCGCUGCAGUACGAGCAGACCCUGAUGUACGGCCGAUACACUCAGGACCUUGGGGCCUUUGCCAAAGAGGAAGCUGCUCGGAUCCGCCUGGGAGGGCCUGAGCCCCGGAGGGGCCCUCCCUCCCCUCGGACUUCCCCAGAGCUCCUGGAGUAUGGACAGAACCGUUGCGCCUGGUGCCGCAUCUGUUCCGUCCACUGCCACAAGUUCCUCGUGUCCAGGGUGGGUGAAGACUGGAUUUUCCUGGUUCUGCUGGGACUCCUUAUGGCUCUGGUCAGCUGGAUCAUGGACUAUGCUAUAGCUACCUGUCUGCAGGCUCAGCAGUGGAUGUCCCGGGGCCUGGACGCCAACAUCAUGCUCCAGUACCUGGCCUGGGUCACCUAUCCCAUCGUCCUCAUCACAUUCUCCGCGGGGUUUACACAGAUCCUGGCCCCUCAGGCUGUCGGGUCUGGCAUCCCCGAGAUGAAGACCAUCUUGCGGGGAGUGGUGCUGAAGGAAUACCUCACCCUCAAGACCUUUGUGGCUAAGGUCAUCGGGCUGACCUGCGCCCUGGGCAGCGGCAUGCCGCUCGGCAAAGAGGGCCCUUUCGUGCACAUCGCCAGCAUGUGUGCUGCCCUGCUCAGCAAGUUCCUCUCCCUCUUUGGGGGCAUCUAUGAGAAUGAAUCCCGGAAUACAGAGAUGCUGGCCGCCGCCUGUGCUGUGGGAGUGGGCUGCUGCUUUGCAGCGCCUAUUGGAGGUGUCCUGUUCAGCAUCGAGGUUACCUCCACCUUCUUCGCUGUGAGGAACUACUGGCGGGGCUUCUUUGCCGCCACGUUCAGUGCCUUCAUCUUCCGGGUCCUGGCUGUCUGGAACCAUGAUGAAGAGACCAUUACUGCUCUCUUCAAAACCCGAUUCCGGCUCGAUUUCCCCUUUGACCUGCAGGAGCUACCGGCCUUUGCUGUUAUUGGUAUUGCUAGUGGCUUCGGGGGAGCCCUCUUUGUCUACCUGAACCGGAGGAUUGUCCAGGUGAUGAGGAAGCAGAAGACCAUCAACCGCUUCCUCAUGAAGAAACGCCUGCUCUUCCCGGCUCUGGUGACUCUGCUCAUCUCCACUCUGACCUUCCCUCCUGGCUUUGGACAGUUCAUGGCCGGACAGCUCUCACAGAAAGAGACGCUGGUCACCCUGUUUGACAACCGGACGUGGGUCCGCCAGGGCCUGGGGGAGGAGCUAGAGCCGCCCGGCACCUCACAGGCCUGGAGUCCACCACGUGCCAAUGUCUUCCUUACACUGGUCAUCUUCAUUCUCAUGAAGUUCUGGAUGUCAGCUCUGGCCACCACCAUCCCAGUGCCCUGUGGGGCCUUCAUGCCUGUCUUUGUCAUUGGAGCAGCAUUUGGGCGUCUGGUGGGUGAAAGCAUGGCCGCCUGGUUCCCAGAUGGGAUCCACACAGACAGCAGCACCUUCCGGAUUGUGCCCGGGGGCUAUGCAGUGGUUGGUGCGGCCGCGCUGGCGGGAGCAGUGACACACACAGUGUCCACGGCGGUGAUCGUGUUCGAGCUCACAGGCCAAAUCGCCCACAUCCUGCCCGUCAUGAUCGCUGUCAUCCUGGCCAACGCCGUCGCCCAGAGCCUGCAGCCCUCACUCUAUGACAGUAUCAUCCGCAUCAAGAAGCUGCCCUAUCUGCCAGAGCUGGGCUGGGGCCGCCACCAGCAGUACCGGGUACGAGUGGAGGACAUCAUGGUGCGGGACGUCCCCCACGUGGCCCUCAACUGCACCUUCCGGGACCUGCGGUCGGCCCUGCACAGGACCAAGGGCCGCAUGCUGGCCCUAGUGGAGUCUGCUGAGUCCAUGAUUCUGCUGGGCUCCAUCGAGCGCUCACAGGUGGUGGCGUUGCUGGUUGCCCAGCUGAGCCCGGCCCGCCGGCAGCAGUACAUGCAGGCCCGUCGAGCCGCUCAGACCUCUCCGCCUGCUGAUCAGGAGAGUCCUCCCAGCCCCGAGACUUCCGUCUGCUUCCAGGUGAACGCAGAGGACCCAGGCUUCUCUGCAGCCCGGGGGGAGAGUCACAAGCCCCUAAAGCCCGCUCUGAAGAGGGGGUCCAGCAAUACCAUGAACCUAGGGGAGAGUCCCACAGGGAGCAGGGAGACAACAGGCAUUGCCCUCAGGAGCCUCUUCUGUGGCAGCCCGCCUCCCGAGGGGGCUUCAGAGAAGUCGGAAGCAUGUGACAAGCGCAAGCUGAAGCGGGUCCGCAUCUCCCUGGCGAGCGACUCGGACCUGGAAGGCGAGAUGAGCCCUCAGGAGAUUCUGGAAUGGGAGGAGCAGCAACUGGAUGAGCCAGUCAACUUCAGUGACUGCAAGAUUGACCCCGCCCCCUUCCAGCUGGUAGAGCGGACCUCCUUGCACAAGACCCACACCAUCUUCUCGCUGCUGGGAGUGGACCAUGCGUACGUCACCAGUAUCGGCCGACUCAUCGGAAUUGUCACGCUAAAGGAGCUCCGGAAGGCUAUCGAGGGCUCUAUCACAGCACAGGGCGUCAAAGUCCGGCCGCCCCUUGCCAGCUUCCGCGACAGCGCCACCAGCAGCAGUGACACGGAGACCACCGAGGUGCAUGCACUCUGGGGGCCCCGCUCCCGCCAAGGCCUCCCCCGGGAGGGCAGCCCUUCCGACAGCGAUGACAAGUGCCAGUAGCACCCAGGAUGGGCGGCCGGGGUCCUUCAGCUCUCACAGUCCCUCUGCCUUGGGAGAGCAGGCGGCAGCUGCAGGCGGAGGCUGGAGCCCCAGCCCCUUCCAGACCGGGGGUGCCAUCCUCUCCCAGUUCAUCUACCUGCAACGGGAACCAGCGCCCACCUGCAGCACGUCCCAGGGGCAGGAAGACCAGCACUGCCCUGGGGGGGUGGGGGGGUGGCCCCUUGACCCUGCUCCCCCUUUGAGGGCAAGAGGGGUAGAACUAAGAUGGGUUUAUACUGGAACCUCCAAUGACCAGAUGUAUAUAGAGAUUUAUAAAGAUUUUUAUAUUAAUUUAAUAAAACAAAUUCUUAAAUAGAACAAAAUAAACACCUAAUGAGCCACUUAUAUAUAGA
Molecule: messenger RNA, 3400 nt
Organism: Trichechus manatus latirostris (Florida manatee)
Lineage: Eukaryota; Metazoa; Chordata; Mammalia; Sirenia; Trichechidae
Gene: CLCN2
Product: chloride voltage-gated channel 2
Exons: 24
Coding region: 303-3008 (901 amino acids)
Biological process (GO): transmembrane transport; chloride transport
Cellular component (GO): plasma membrane
Molecular function (GO): voltage-gated chloride channel activity
Source: RefSeq, a predicted model, not a curated record